Messenger RNA from Vanessa atalanta (red admiral), 5379 nucleotides. RefSeq names its product adenylate cyclase type 10-like (gene DhpD). The record is from RefSeq and is a predicted model, not a curated record. NCBI's taxonomy places the organism in Eukaryota, Metazoa, Arthropoda, Insecta, Lepidoptera, Nymphalidae. The transcript has 4 exons. Gene Ontology annotation, biological process: intracellular signal transduction; cyclic nucleotide biosynthetic process. Gene Ontology annotation, molecular function: adenylate cyclase activity. The coding region runs from base 1 to 5379 and encodes 1792 amino acids. Gene Ontology annotation, cellular component: cytoplasm.
AUGAAUUUCCGAAGAUCACGCACACGAUCACGACGAAACUCUAUGAACAUAAUGAUAAGUACAGAAAAAUGGCGAACCUAUGGGAGAAAACUAUCGCGUAAAGACAAAGAGUAUCUAGAAGAAGAUUCUGUGGACGAUUUACCGCAAGCGUGUGAACUCAAAGAUUGGUUUGAAGAAUUUUUUAUGCAAAACAAUGCAGAAAACGACCAAUCCGAUCAAGAUGUUGAAGUAAAUCUAACGAAAAAACAAACUUUAGUGCUCUCCACUUUGGUACCUGACGAAAUACUUCUUAUGAAAAAUUUCAGUACAGGGGACCCGAAAAAAUUCGUAGGCGUUUUGAUGAUGGCUGAUGUUUCAGGAUAUACAGCACUAUCUGAAAAAUAUAACAAUACUGGAAAGGGUGGUACUUAUAAAUUAACAGUGACAUUAAAUACCUAUCUAGGUUCUCUUAUAGAAGUCAUAUAUAGUCAUGGUGGAGAUAUAAUAAAAUUUGCUGGAGAUGCAUUUUUAGCUCUCUGGAAAACUGAUAAACGAACAUUCUUAUCUCAUACGAUUCACACAGCGAUUACAUGUGCCCUUAUAAUUCAGCAUUCUUUUGGAUCAUAUGAAACUGAUGUCAAAGUAAAUCUCAAAGUGAAAUUGGCUAUAUCGGCUGGUAAUUUAAUAUUCGCUCCUAUUGGGACUGGAAUAGAUAUGAAUUAUAUAAUCAUUGGCUUACCCGUCAUUGAAGCAAAAGUCGCUGAAAGUCUUUGUGCUUCCGGAGAAGUAAAGUUGACGCCAACUGCAUGGGGGCACUGCUAUUCGAGAAAUUAUGAUCAUUUCAUCGAUGGUGAUAGUCAUGUUACUAUAAAAUCCAUUCUGUAUGAUCCACGUGAAAAUGACGUAAGUAAACCUUUUCCUGGGUUCGGAGCUAUGAUCAGACAAGCCAACAAAUCAUUUAUUACAAUAGAAAAUCUACCAGACCAUCUUUUAGAUAAUGCAACUAAAGGAGGUACAACAAUUUCAAAAGCAAAUGAGUUAUUGACAUUACGUAAAACCAUAUUAAUUGCAAAGGAAAAAAAUAUAGGCUCUGAAAUAAGAAAAUUUAUGAUAAGACCAGUUCUAACACAAAUCGAUGCGCACCAACCUUUAGAAUAUCUGACUGAAAUGAGACAAGUUUCAGUUUUAUUUGUAACCCUCAAACCAAGAGAAUGUCCCUUCCCACAACUAAUUACAAUAGUUAAUAAUUCAUAUCAAAUUAGUUGUGAAAUCGUUUACAAAUCUAUGGGAUGCGUAAAUAAAAUAAUUUUAUUCGACAAAGAUAUUAUGAUAUUAGUAAUUUUUGGAUUGCGAGGAUUCAAGCACGAAUCCGAAGCACAAGCUGCUCUAAAAUGUGCAUUUAGUAUAAAAAAAUCCGUUUCAGCUCUUGACGGUGUGAUUGAAGUAUCCAUUGGUGUCACUACUGGUCAAGUAUAUUGUGGAGUAGUUGGACAUCCAUUUCGCAGAGAAUUCACCGUUAUUGGCGCCACUGUUAAUAAGGCCGCUCGUUUAAUGUGUGGAUUUCGAAACAAAAUAACAUGCGAUGAAGCUACUUUUGUCAAAAGUAAAAUGUCCAGUAAUGGAUUUACUCUUCAACCACCAACUGAACUUAAAGGAAUAGUUCAUCCCGGUAAAAUUUAUGAAUACACAGAAGAAAUUAGAGCAAAAGAAUUAUAUAACAUACCUUUGACAUCGCCAUUACUAAAUCGGAGCGAUGAAAUGGAGUAUUUUGAAAACUGGAUCAACGAUUAUCAUUUAUCGUUUAGAGAUUUUGAUGCCUUAUUACUUAUCGGGGAAAGUAGAAUAGGCAAAACUAGACUUCUGCAAUGGAUGGCUCGAUAUGCAAAAAACAAGGAUCUUACUGCCUGUCAUCUUAGUUUAACUUCAAUACAUUCUGCAACACCGUAUUUAGCAUUAAAUCAAAUUAUUGAACAAAUGCUAGGACUUGACAAACCAAUUAUUGGAUUUGCAAAAGAAGAAAAAAUUGUCAAUCUCCUUAGUUAUUAUUGUGACGAGUUGUGUUAUUUAAACAAUGUUCUAAAGGUUCGGUUUGCUUACCACGAAGAAUUUUCUUCGCAGAAUGAAAUUUUACGAAAAGAAAAAGAAAAAAAGAUUUUCAAAAAGUUAAUAUCUUGUCUGUCAAAAACAUAUGUAAUAUUUUUAGACGAUUUACAAAAUUUAGAUGCAUUCUCCUGGGAUUUUCUUGCAAUUAUGAUCGAGAAUAUGAAAAUAUUUACCGUAUUAACUGUAACCAGAGGAAAAUUUUGCAGUGUACACAGUUGGCUGUACAAUGUCUUCAUUAAAAACAACAUAAGAAAAAUUGUUUUAGGUACCAUCAGUUCUACAUGGAUCAUACCAUUGGCUUGCCAAAUACUAGACGUACAAGCUGUAUCAGAGGAUCUAUGUAAUGCACUUGAAGCGAAAUGUACAGGCAUGCCUGGUCUCGUGGAAAGUUUCAUUGUUCACCUUUUUUCAAAUGGUGCUUUGAAUAUUAAGAAAGUUCGUGAAAAUGAACUAGACUCCUGGCAAGAUGAGAACUUACAAUUUCCAGAUCCUAAUUUAUUACGUCCUAUAGCAAUAAAUGCAAACGAUCAACCUCUUUUAGAUCAAUUUAUUAAAGAAAACAUCACGGAAGAAAUAUCGAUAUGUUUUGUGAUACAGAAAGAUCAACUUAAUAUAGACAUAAAUAUACAAAAUGUAGACGCUCUUAUUAUGAUGCAAAUAGAUUCAUUAACCCCUUAUCAGCAACUACUUUUAAAAAUAGCUUCUGUAAUUGGAAACGUAUUAUCAAGACAUCUCUUAGAAAAUAUAAUGUAUGAAAAUAAUCCUUUAACUACAGCAAAAGCUAUAAAAAGACUAUUUGCAAUGCGUAUUUUAUCCUGUGCAAAUAGUAGAUAUAAUAAAAUGGCUUCAACUGGAACACUAAUAUCUAAUUACUCAGUUGAUUCAAAUUUGUCCUGUGAAUGCUGUUUUGAUUAUGACUCUGAUAUGAAUGAUGGCUUACCUAAAUAUGCUUUUUGUAAGGUAAUGAAAUUCAGGAAUAAAAAUUCAAGGAAAACUUUUUACGAUUUAUUACCUCUUAAUCAGAAAAAAGAGUUUCAUUUACGCAUUAUUCAUUAUUUAGAAAACAAUAACCAAAAAUGUCCUAAUUGUGGUGGCACAGUUAUGAUAGUACAAUCUUUAUUUAAUUUGCAACCAAAUAUAAUGACAUCUAUUGAAAAACAAUAUGCGAAUGAAGAAUACCUUGAAGAUAGUAAAAGCGACUCUUACUUUGAAUUGCAAUGUGAAAAAGAAAACACAAUUCCAUAUAACAGUCAUUCAUUACGUGACACAAAAUCUGGCUCAUUAAAUAUGUUAAAUAAAACGGUAGACCAUAAACAAGAUAGCUUAAUAAAUUCCGGUACAAAGUCUAGUAAAAGUGAAACAACAUUUAUAAAUGUCUCACAAUGUGCGCCAAUUUUAAAGGUAAAGUCAAGCUAUGAUAAUAAUACUGAUAUUCGUAGAAGAUCUACAAAAAGAGUUACAAUGUCAAAUAUUUGCAAGACAGUCAACUCAGAAAUGUUAAAGGGGAAUUCUAUAUUUGAUAAUUUAAGAGGUGUAACAGAGGCCAAAACAACAAAUGAUUGGCACAGUUUGGGAGUUAUUGAUAGUGAAGAUAAACUAAGAAUAACUAAAACAGAGAAACAGAAAAAAUCUUUAUGUAUAAAUUUAGAGAAAGGAGUUUCGAAAACUGAUUAUAGCAAAUGCACAUGUACUGACAUAAACAUAAUCAUACUUGAACAACUUAUACAGCAUGCCAAAGAAGCUGAAGUGAAAUUCAAAGUGAUUGAUUUUCUUAUAAAAUAUAGCUAUUUCAAUGUUUUAGAGAAUAAUUUUGAAAAUGCAUUACCAAAACUUGAAGAAGUUGAAAGUAUAUGCCUCGAUAAAACAGUUUCAGAUAUCGCAGAUUUUGAUAGGAAAAGAUUUCUAGGUAAAAUAUAUUCCUUGAAAGCAGCUUCGUAUUUAAUAAGCGGUAGACAUAUAAUUGCGAAAUUAAAUAUUGAAAAAGCUGCUAGGAUAUACCACAUGAACUUGAAAAAAAUUUCCAAUUUCUUACAAAUUAGGACAUUACUUAACGCUGCUAAGUUUAAUCGCAAGAAACAUCGUUUACGUAAAGCACUCAUGCAAGCAGAUACAAUUUUUUUCUUAAACGUUGCAACAGUGCUAUACUCCACUUUGGACGAUGAAGACACCUCUAGAAUAGCAGCACUUCGGUCUUUAUACCUUGUACAACGAAUUGAAUGUAGCGUUAUAGAUUUAUGUGAUACAUUAGCCAAUAUGAUCCAAAUGGAACUCGAUCGUGGAAUGCCGGAAUUAACAGUUGAUCUGGAAAAAAUAUCAUAUAAUUGCUUAGAAAGUUUAAAGCGACCUAUUAAAGCCGAUGAAAUGUUCGCUAUAGGAAAAUUAUUAUUCGCUAUUUUUCGUGCACGUACAGCACGAGGUCAGAUAGCAUCUGCAAUUCGAUCCGGGUUUCGAGCUCUUGUAAUUAGCCUUUUUUUGCAUGCAGACAAAAUAUCAAUAGAUAUCAUCCCUGAUCUAUUCUAUCUGUUACUAGCACGGUGCAGAAUUGAGGAAGCAGUCGAAAUUGUAAAUUUACUUUUAAAAUUAGGCGAAAAUCAAACAACUCUUGAAUGCGAGACUUGGUAUUAUGCUCUUUCUCUCGACAUGAUAUUAGAUGCUGGUUUUCAGCUAGAAUCACCAUACGAAAUUAGUCGUUUUGCUGAGUUUUCACUUCAUAAAGGUAAAGCAGCAGGUGAAAGCCGCCGUCGACUUGUUAUAGGCUUAUGGACUUAUUGUUUAAGAUCAGAUUUUGAGAAAAAAGCUAAACGAUAUGAAAAUGAAGCUUUAAAUUGGUCCACACGUGACAAUGAGGAUGGAUCAUUAAAAACUAUUAUAAGUGGAAUAAGACUAGCAGAAGCAAUGUUAGAGAGUUUAGCUAGCAAAGUAGAUGACUUGAAAAAGGUGGUUGAUGUAAUGGAAUUACGAUCAUUGGCUGAUCGAGAACUGGGGGAAUUAGAAAGAGAUGCACGUAAUUUACGAACCAUUUAUCCACGGUGGCUUUUAUUAAAAGCAAAUUCUCUAAGAUUAUCGGGGCGACUGACAACAGCCACGGUCUUUUUUAAUCAGGCAGUUGAAGAGGCUAGGCGAAUUAAUAAUCAUUUAGAACAAGCAACGGCCCUUGCAGCUACCUCUAAUUCGAUAUCCUGGAUUCAGAAUGCCCGUUCCGGUAAUUUUUUACAUUGGAAUAUAUUGGCAAACGAAACUACAAAAACAUCCUGGCAUCAUUUUCUUUAUAAAGUCUUUACUAAUCGAAAUGUUUAA